Messenger RNA from Fundulus heteroclitus (mummichog), 1965 nucleotides. RefSeq lists its product as uncharacterized. NCBI's taxonomy places the organism in Eukaryota, Metazoa, Chordata, Actinopteri, Cyprinodontiformes, Fundulidae. The record is from RefSeq and is a predicted model, not a curated record. The transcript is spliced from 7 exons. Bases 85 to 1812 code for a protein of 575 amino acids.
CAACAGUUUCCUGGGGGGGGGGGGGGGGGCAACCGUUGCUCGACGAAAGCAACGGCUUGGAGCAAUAAGCGACGAGCAACCGGGAUGAAGUUUACGGGGAACAGCUGUCUGUGGAACCACAAGUCCGAGAACUACAAGAACCGGGAGCUAAGAUGGAAAACCCUGGACCACCUCCGGAUCCUGCUCUCAUCCCAGCCUCCUCCGGUAGCUUUUACAGUGGAAGACAUCAAGAACAAGUUUAAGAACCUUCGUACGACCUUCCAGCGUCAGUACAAGAUGGUCCGGGCGAGCGGGGCGGAGGGAUUCGUGCCGCAGUGGAAGCACUACCAGCAGCUGACGUUCCUGCAGGGCUGCUUCGAUCCAGAGGAUGGCGCCGACGCGCCGCUGGCGGUUCCUAAGGAGGAGGACCCGUUCCCUCUCCCUUCCCCUGGACUCAUCAUCUCCUUCCUCCCCUCCCCGCCCUCUUCCUCGUCCCCAUGUGUCCCCUCCAGCGUCGCCGGCAGGUGCUUCUGGUCGGAAGAGAGAGAACGUGAACUUAUAUCCUUCUACGCAGAGCACGGCUGUCUGUGGAACAAGAAGUCUGAGAAUCACAACAACCGUCAACUCCGACAGAAACUGCUGGAAUCCCUGAGGAACCAGCUCUCUGACCAGCUGGUGUCUUUUUCUGUGGACGACAUAAAAUCCAAAUUCAAGAACCUUCGGACCGUUUUUAACCGGGAGUACAAGGCAGUCCAGGCGAACAGAACCUCUGACAAGCCCUACGUGUCCAAGUGGAAACACUACCACCAGAUGCUCUUCCUCUGCGAGUCCUUCGAGGAAGACGAGUCUCCCGACGACCUGCAGAUACUGACGGUUCACGGAGGGAUGGAUCCGGGUCAUCCGGGUCAUCCGGAUCAGGGAAACCGGACUUUCUGCUCCGGUCUGAGCGGAGAGGCUCUCUGCAGCUCCACGCAGAGCGACAGUCCCACCAUCACCUGCUCCGCCUACCAGGUCUUCCUCCCCGCAGACCGCUACGCCCCGGCCGAUCACAUGACCCCCGGCUCGCCGCCGGCCAGGAAGCCGGGUCGGACUUUGGGUCCGGCUGAGGACAGAGUGAGCAGCGAGUCCCGGUGCCUGUGGAGCGAAGCCAAAGUUCAGCAGCUCAUCUCUUUUUAUUCAGAGCACAGCUGCCUGUGGAACCACCGUCUGGACAGCUACAGGAACCGGCUGCUGAGGCGGAGUCUGCUGGAGACGCUGAGCGGCCUGCUGUCCCACGACGAGCCGGCGCCGUUCACAGUGGAAGACAUCAAGACGAAGUUCCGGAACCUGCGGACCAUCUUCCAGCGGGAGCACAAGGCGGUGAGCUCCAACAGAACCUGCGGCUCGGAGGACUUCUACCUGCCUAAGUGGAAGCACUACCUGGACCUGAUGUUCCUCUGCGACUCCGAGGACGACGAGCCUCUCUCCCCGCCGUCCCACGCCGCCCACCAAACCGCCCCCAGUCCCACCGGACCGGCCCGGGUUCUGGAAGUCCCGGCCUCGCCGACUCCCCCCGACUCCCGGCUCUCCUCCUCCUCCUCCUCCUCUUCCUCGGCGUCUUCCUCCCGCAGCAGAGCGCCCGGCCGCCAGCGAGCGAGGCGGCGGCGGCGGGCGUCGCCCUCCGCCGGCGAGCUGAUGGCGCUGAUGAGGAGCGUCCAUCAGAACCGGACCGGGUCGCCGCACGCCGGCUUCCUGAAGUACGUGGAGGAGUGUCUGAACGAGGCGCCGCCCGACAAAGUCCGGAAGCUGAAGAAGAAGAUCAUCGAGACGAUCCACGGCAUGGAGGACGGUUAGGGUUCUGUUCAGGUCCACGUCAGAGACCAGCCGGUUCUGAUCCGAAGUCUUCCUACGCUGCAGGAACGUGACUCCCGUUCCCACACAGCUCACCCAGGUUCUGCAGAACGGCUGCAGGAUCCAUCAGCCGGUACCGACCGCGUUGUUCUCCUC